AUGACCGCUACGGGGCCUUCUCCCGUCAUUGCCGACCCCUCUCCGCUGGGUUCCCCUCUUCCCUUCGAGUUUUCUGGCCGGACAGCGCCUAACCGCUUUCUCAAGUCGGCCGCCACCGAAAAGGUAGCCACCUAUGACCCAAACGACAGGCUCUCCAGCGGCAUUCCCAACGAUGAACUGUUCCGGCUGUACGGUACCUGGGCGUCAGGCGGCUUCGGCACAAUCGUAACCGGCAACAUCCUCAUCGACCCUGACCACCUCGAGGGCCCCGGUAACAUGAUCAUCCCCGUCGACGCACCGCUUGACGGUCCCCGCUUCGAAGGAUUCCGCCGUCUGGGAUCUGUCGGAAGAGAACAUGGGUCUCUCUUCAUCGGCCAAGUCAACCAUCCCGGCCGCCAAUGCAUCUACGCCCUGCAACCCAAUCCCAUCUCAGCCUCUGACGUUCAACUGCUCGUCGACAUGUUUGGUGCAACCUUUGGCAAACCGCGUGCUGCCACCAUCGAGGAGAUCCGAUCGACCGUGGCGGCCUUUGUCCAUGCGGCGGUGUACCUCGACAAAGCAGGCUGGGACGGAGUCCAGCUUCACGGUGCCCACGGGUACCUCAUCGCACAAUUCUUGUCCUUGACCACCAACCUCCGCACUGACGCUUAUGGCGGGUCCCUUGCCAACCGGGCGAGGAUCAUCACCGAGAUUGCCGCUGGCAUCAGGGAGCAAUGUCGAAAGGGCUUUAUUCUCGCCAUCAAGAUCAACAGCGUCGAGUUCCAAGCCGAUGGGUUCACCGUCGAGGAGGCGUCCGAGCUGUGCGAGAUCUUGGAGAAGGCAGGCUUCGACUUUGUGGAGCUCAGCGGCGGAACAUACGAGGAAAUGGCGCUGGCGCACAGGCGAGAGUCGACCAAAGCCCGGGAGGCAUUCUUUUUGGAUUUCGCAGAAAAGAUUGCGCCGCGCCUGAACAAGACCAAGGUCUAUGUGACUGGGGGUUUCAGGACUGCCAAGGGCAUGGCGGACGCGCUGCAGAGUGUGGAUGGUGUUGGAAUGGUGAGGGCUGUUUGCAACAAUCCGAAUCUUCCAGCCGAGAUACUGGAGGGCAAGAAGACAGCUGCGCCGGUGAUUGCUGGGGGGGUGUAUUUUGACGAUUUUCUUCUGACGGGGGGCUUGGCGGGGCUGCAGAUGCGACUGAUGGGGCAUUCGUUGCCUGUGCUCAAUGUUGAGGAUGACGCAGAGGUCGAAGAGUUCAAGAAGGCGCUGGAGUCGAAUCUGAAGGGACUUGUGAAGGGAGGGUUGUUUGAGAAUAUGGACCUUGGGUUUCUAGGGGCGAGAGGACCUGAUGUUGAGAGAAGAGUGCGAGAUAUUCAGGCUUCCAGGGCCACACUGCGCUAA
This is a messenger RNA of Podospora pseudopauciseta, 1377 nucleotides long. RefSeq lists its product as uncharacterized. The transcript has a single exon. The record is from RefSeq and is a predicted model, not a curated record. NCBI's taxonomy places the organism in Eukaryota, Fungi, Ascomycota, Sordariomycetes, Sordariales, Podosporaceae. Gene Ontology annotation, molecular function: oxidoreductase activity; FMN binding. The coding region runs from base 1 to 1377 and encodes 458 amino acids.